GUCGGGUCAAUCAUCAGUGAUCAUCUGCGCAGAUAGGGCGCCAAUCCCAGAGCCAACAUCUUGGAAAAUUGCAGGACUCGAGUUGUAACGCGGAAAAUGUGCAAUAAUGAUUGAGAGUUGUAUCUGCGGUGUGCAAGGAGCCCUAUCGAGAUAUCACAGAAGGCUUGCGGACUCCAAAAGAUCCGCCUGGCUCCGCCGAGUUAUGAAGAUGGGAAGCGGCGAGGUGCAAUGGUGCUUCUCACAAGUUAAAGGGACAGUAGAAGAUGAUGUUACCGAUGCCGAUAUCAUUUCCACAGUAGAGUUCAACCACGACGGAGAGCUGCUAGCCACCGGCGACAAAGGCGGUCGCGUUGUCAUAUUCCAAAGGGAAGAACAGAGUAAAAACUGCACGCCACCGAGAGGAGAGUACAACGUAUACAGCACGUUCCAAAGCCACGAGCCUGAGUUUGACUAUUUGAAAAGCUUAGAAAUUGAAGAGAAGAUCAACAAAAUCAAAUGGCUCAACCGCCAAAACUACGCCCAUUUUCUGCUUUCAACAAACGAUAAAACAAUAAAACUUUGGAAAGUCUCGGAGCGGGACAAGAAAUGGGUAGGUUCCAACUUGACUGAGGAGGACGGCGCAUUACGGGACCCCUGCCAAAUCACGUCAGUGCGCCUACCCGCAGUACAACCCAUCGAAUUAAUGGUAGAAGCAAGCCCUAGGAGAGUAUUUUCUAAUGCCCACACGUACCACAUCAACUCGAUAUCAGUCAACAGUGAUGGGGAGACGUAUAUAUCAGCCGAUGACCUUAGAAUCAACCUAUGGCAUCUAGGAAUCACAGACCAGAGUUUUAAUAUUGUUGAUAUUAAGCCAGCCAAUAUGGAGGAGCUAACGGAGGUCAUCACGGCGGCCGAGUUCCACCCUAGGGAGUGUAAUGUAUUUGUUUAUAGCAGUAGUAAAGGCAGCAUCAGGUUAUGCGACAUGAGGCAGGCGGCGUUAUGCGACCAAAGUGCAAAAAUGUUUGAAGAGCCCGAGGACCCCAGCAAUCGUUCCUUCUUCUCCGAGAUCAUCUCCUCCAUCUCAGACGUGCGGUUCAGCCGCAGCGGCCGCUACCUGAUCUCCCGGGACUACCUGUCGGUCAAGGUCUGGGACGUCCUGAUGGACACCAAGCCCGUGGAGACCUUCCCCGUCCACGAGUACCUGCGCAGCAAGCUCUGCUCGCUCUACGAGAACGACUGCAUCUUUGACAAGUUUGAGUGCGUCUGGAACGGCAACGACACGGCCAUCAUGACCGGCUCGUACAACAACUUCUUCCGGAUAUUCGACCGGAACACGAAGCGGGACUCCACGCUGGAGGCGUCGCGGGACAGCACCAAGCCCAUGCAGGUGCUGAAGCCGCGGCGCGUCAACACGGGCGGCAAGCGCAAGAAGGACGAGAUCAGCGUGGACAGCUUAGACUUCACCCGCAAGAUCCUGCACACGGCCUGGCACCCCAAGGAGAACAUCAUCGCCGUGGCCGCUACAAAUAAUUUGUACCUCUUCCAAGAAAAGCCCCCGAGCUAAAACCGGCUUUAGUUUUGUACUCUCAUCGUCUCUCUUAAUUAAAAAAAAAAAAAAAAAACCAGUGUCCCUCCUCCGUAAUGUGUUUGAGAAAGAAAAAAAAAAACCGAGAAAGACAAACAAACCAUCCUCAUGUCUUCGGUGGAUUAAUGCUGCCGUUGUCAAUGUCGUCAUUGUUUUGUUCCAUUUUGUGGUUAUGCUGGAGGAAUGCCAAAAAUGUACAGUGGUGUAAUUUUUUGUAGCGUUGUACAAGGGAGAAAAAAAUGGAAUAUACUAAAAGAAGGUCCACAAGUGCUUUGGUUGAGAGGGUCGCUUUUGUAGGUCUGUAAUGAGGCUGUGCGUCGGUGCCCUCAUCUAGAUGUCAUGCAUAGUUGGUGUCUGAGAGGGUGCCCUUUGUUAUUUAAAUUUAGUAACAAUGAAUGCAUAAAAGGUUUUACUCGCGCCUAUCCAAGCGAUGCCAAACCGUUGCCCUCUAACUCCGCCUUCACGCAUAAGGAGUGCGUUUGAUUACUUCACCCAGCUUACUCGCGCCUGGCUCCUCGCGUGAUGACAGACAUGCGCAGCGGAGCUAAAUAAACAAACGGUGUCGGGUAAAGUUUCGUGCAAGAGCUGGAAAGUUGAACUUUGACAUGACACUGAGGCUGCAUCCGAAUCAACUGUUUAGAGCUAGUUCUACUAGGUCAGCGCCCAUUGAAAACUACGCGGGGACGCGCUGACAAUAGACGAAGCCGUAGCUCUGGAAGCCUGUUUCCCACAUAGCCUGAGGCGCCUGCUUGACGUCACGUUGGCAGCCAUGUUUAUUGCAUGGCCUUAUGGGAUACUUACCCAAGUAACCGGCUCGGCGAGUCGGUGACUUUUGCCAGGCUCGAGCAAGCGCGAGAAUUCACGUGAGAGGUAAAUCGAAUGCUGUCGCGCUUGCACGAGUAAGCGCGGGGAAGAAAUCGAACGCACUCAAGGUCUGUUGUGGGCACCAGUGUUCAACUAGUUCGAACAACUUGCCAAAAAAAAAAAAAAAGAGAAGCGAACAUGUCAUGGUGGCUGCUAUGUAGAAUUAAUAGACAGUACAAAUUGCUUCUGCACUGUCUAUUCCUGCCAGAUGAUCACAUAUAUUUCAGAAACUAAAUGUCGUGACUUCAACCCAGAGUCAGAAUAAGUGAGGAUUGAAGAAAGUUUGCCCACUAUAAACUCAACGGGUCCAAGACACGGGAACAGUUUUGUGAUAAUCCUGUGUCGUAAAAAACAGGGUUAAACCUGUUAAAGUUGCUCUAUUUUGUUUUGGAUAUUUUUAAUUUCUCAUGGGUCUCAAGUUAUAAACUGCUUGACCCAUGUAAAAAUUUUAAAGUACACUUUCCACACAAAAAAUAUAUAAAGAAUAUGACUUUAUGAAAGUACUUAUCAAUUUUGUUUUGUCUUUGAGGACAUCAACUCGGGUAACGGCAGGAUUUCGUGAAUUAUUUUUGUGGAGAAAUAUGUUCACCCAAAGACAAAUGCUUUGCAGCUUUUCAAUUAUAAAAAUGUACCAUCCAGUCUUUCAAGAAGGCAUGGUUAUCAUUGCCAUAUCAAUUUCAGACCUCCCCCUGAACUCUUCCACUCCUUGCCCCACCCCCAGUCCUUCCCUCAAACAAAGGAGAUUCGUUUACUGACAUUUUCAGCGAAACUUUUGCAGUGACCUACGGCCCAACUCCAACUAUAGCCAUGGACAGCUCAGCUGAUGUAGUGUAGACUAAGAAUUUGUAUAUAUUAAAUUUAACAACAAAAAUAACACCAAAAAAAAAUAACACAGAAAAAGUGCAAAACGAGACGGCAUAAUAGGAUGGGAUAUAAUGUAAGAUUCGGUGGUGUACACCGACGGAGUUGGUCAAGUUUUUGUUACUUUUUUGUUUUGUUUUUUGGUUCCAUGUAUUAUGCUUGUGAAAUAUAUUUGAGGGCUGUCGAAAUCGUCUACGAAAAUAAUUGUACAUGUACGUAUAUGUUGAGCAUGUGAUUAUUUUUAUAUAUUUUUUGGUGCUGUCGAUCAGAACGUGAUUGUUGGCUUGGGAUGGGGGGAGAUUAAUCGGGGGCGGGACUUGGAGAGGGGGGGGUCUCGUUCAAAAUUUGCUAGUGUAAAAACUUUUGUGCGGGUACUAGUUUUAUAGUCUGUGGUUAAACACAUCUUCAGAUGUUACGGCCUUUAAGCAUCAGAGAGGUGUUCGUUUCUGGUUGAGCAGAAAUCACACUGUGCUGCUUGGGUUCGCACGUUCUCGACUUUAAUAAUUUUGACUGGCCGUCAUUGGGGUUUUUUACUCCAAACCUCGGUUUGUGUCUGGCUGUAGUUUCAGGAGAUUGAUUGGGCCCCUGGCCUGUCCGUGCUCUGUUCUGGGAACAUCAAAUCCUAUAAUCUGAGACUCGAGUUUAAUACAGUUGAAACCCUGCUUAUAACAAGGAAAAUGUUAUGCCCCAAGUCUUUUUCCCCUUGGUUUCCCUUUGUUUGGCAUUACAUAGGCCUACCCCCUACCCUAAAACGCCACUGCUUGUUAUAAAUGCACAGACGUGAAUUGUUGAGGAAACAUAUUUCAAAAGCGGAGUUUCUACACUCCACAAUUUUCCAAUUUAUGUAAAAGCAUUUCCUCGUCAGGGCAACGCACCAUAAAACCUUCCUUGUUGGUGCAAACAACUGAUGCUUCUCGUACUUCUCAUUGAACAAAAAGCAGCAUAUACAGAAAUUGGUAGUCAUGCGUAUUUCCCACAAUACUUGGUUAACCAACCAUAACUGCCGUGACAAAGCGUGUUGACGACCAAUUUCUGAGGUAGUGGAUUUUCACAAUUUUUUUUUAUAGUCGUCACCAAUAUGACUCAUGAUUUGAAGCGAUGAACACAGACAUAUUCUAGCAAACUACAACUUUCUUUUUUCCAUCAGUAGGGAACAAGACUCUUAAUAUAUUUCAAUCGUGUUAACAAUCGAGUUGCCAAAAUUUGUCUUGCCCCAAAAUUGUGCCCAUUUACUCAUUAAACUGAAGGGGGACAAAAUGCCUUAAUGAUUAGAUACUGAUUCUGGGAGAGUCUGAAAUUUAACAAUAAAAACUUAUCCUUCAAAAAAAUGUGAGGAAAAAAAUUGUUUUCUGAAACCAGAGGUAUGCGUUGUGGAGGAAAGAUGGCCAAAUAUGUGGAGAUUUCAGUGCAUGUGUUUAUCUACAUUUUGUUCUGGCCAAACUGUUUUGUCGGUUGGAACAACCGGUGUUGGGUGUUUAUGACAGAUUGGUCAGAUUCACAACACAUGGAAGCCUGUACAAAUCUCUGUUUUGGGGAAGAGACUGUUUUAUUUCCCUAUUAAACUAGGGUAAAUUCUCUUCGUGAUAAUUCAGCAAAUUGAUGUCCAUUUCAACCCCCGACAUCCUGUUUUGUUCACGGAAUGGCCUUUGUCAUUUGCUUCAUAAUUCACGAGUUUAAAAACACCUCAGUAUUAUACGAUUGUACAAACAUGCGGCCAAUGCCAUGGAUCUAGUACAUGUAAGCACAAAAAUGUUUGCUUAGUCAGUACAGGGUACCAGCCAAAGUAUCAUGCGAUGUAUAUUUUUUAUGGCUGGUUAUCACCUGAUUUACACUUUGCACUUCAAUUUGCUCAACAGUUCUGUGGUAUUGGGCCCUGCGUGCAAAGGGAACAGCGUUAACAUUCCAAUAGUCCUAAGACCAAAUGACGUCCGAUGUGUUUACAUGUGGGCUUUCCUAUGAGCGUGACGUCAUUAGGUCUCAGGUCCAUUUGUUGUGGGGGGGGGGGGAGUUGUGUUGAUUGGCUUGAUAAUACGGAAACUUACGUCAGUUGUAGCAUUUGAGAACAGACUUUUCAGGUAUGUCCAGAUAUUGGUUGGGUGUUGGUAAGCCCAAAUAGUCACACGGACAACGUCAUACAUAAGACGUGUUAUUUGGGAUAGUCAUUGUUCUGGCUGGAAAAAAAAUCGAACUAGUGGCCUGACUUGUGAUACGUUUAUAUCUACUCUGGUUUGAGUUAAGUUCCGUUGUGCCAAUCCUUGUGAAGGUUGCGUGGCUUUUUCCCUGUUCUGUUUUGUAAAAAUAAAAAAUAUGUUAUAAUGUAAUGGUAUGAUAAUGCAUGGGACUCGUAAAAGAAAAACUGGCACAGUUUCCCUUUUUUUCGGGAAAAAAAAAACACAUGAACAUCAAAAUGAUCAUGAAACUUUUGCCUUCUAUAUAUGACACAAUUGGGUUAAACUGACAUCACCGAGCCAAACAUCAUUUUGUUAUGCCCUGUUAUCUGUAUACACUCUCUGUCCAGUUUGCGUCGAGACUAGCUGUUUUUGGAUGGGAACAAGAACAGAACUGUUUCUGCUCCGUUGGUAUUUUGUAAUAAAUUAAAGUGGCUGAUGAGUGCUAUGCUGCAGGUGUCGGGCCGGAGUUCAUUGUCUGGUUUGUAUAGUGUACGCCCUUAAUGUGCCUGUACAUACCAAAAAAACAAAAAUCACAAUCAAUUGGGAAAACUGUGUAAUUAUGUAAUAAAAGACUGUAAUAAAAGACUCCAAAUGCACAACAAAAAUGGGCCUACUUAAACUAUGUAUCCUAUCCCAAACUGUAAUAUAUGUAUGAACUUAUAAAAGAAAAGUUAUGUGCAACUUGACACGGUAGACUCAAAUUGUGGGUGCGACAUUGAAUCACUUUACAUGUACUUUUUCUAUAAUGUACUAAGGGGAAAAUAAGUAGCCAACAGAUGAAGUUCUGUUUUCAGUGGAAAAAAGGUUUUGGCGGACUUAAGAUUAGGACUUUGAAAAUGAUUGUAUGAAGACUGUAUCUUUUCUGUUUACAACCCAUAGUCUGGCCUACAAAAUGUGUUUAGCGAGUGAACACAAUUCUUACUAAUGUUUUGCUAUCACCUCGUGCUAAAAGUAUUUAGCAAGUUAACAUGCUUACAAACUGAUAGCAAGAAAGUGUUUAGAAUUGUAGGCCAGGCAAAUAUCCACACAGGGGCAAUUAGGCUACCUUUGUCCCAAUGCCUAAAAUUGAAAACUUGGUCCCAUGGUCAAUUUGACCUCUCUUGGAAAAUUACUCAUAACUCUGUCAAAAACCAUUAGAUUUGGACGAUUGAUGCUUUAUUUUAAAGUGGAAAGGCGUAUCUUUUAAACCAUACCUAUGUUAUCUAUCUAGGUUACACAUCCUACGUCUGGCAUUCUGCUAUAUUUUGUUCGCAUUUUGUUUUGAUACACACUGUACAAAGUGACUUUUUGGUAGCAACCUCAGUCCAAAGGUUUCGAGCAGUACGCUCCCACAACCUGCUCUUGACGACGAGGUUGAAAGUAAAGUUGGCCCCGAGGACAAGGAUGAUUUUAAAGUGCCCUGACCACAUGGUUGUUUUUAAAAAUGCAUAUCUGUGCCUACAACCACACUUGUGUCAAUAUGUCAUACCCAUGAAUAUUUUUUUAUUUACCAUUAUUUGUGGUGUACAAUAAUUGAAAUGGUGUAAAUCCUCUAUUGAACAGGACCACAACAGAAUGUGCCAGCCAUUAUAGGGGACAAAAUGGCCUACGAAAAAAAACUUGCUGACCACAUUUUGUAAUAGGAUUACUGUAAUAACGUAUAACUGAAGUGAAUGUUUUUGUGAUUUGCUUCUUUUUUUUUUCAUUUCGGAGGGAACAUACAUUGCCACCGAAUGGAACCUCUCAUUGUAGGGACAUAAAAUAUGAAUUUGCGAGGGAGGAGACUGCUCAACAAAGACAAAAAAAUAUACUGUUUAAAGAGUAAAGAACGUGGAUUGUAAAGGUAAAAUAAAAUAAAAACUAUGAACGUGUA
Patiria miniata (bat star) is the source of this 7312-nucleotide messenger RNA. RefSeq names its product serine/threonine-protein phosphatase 2A 55 kDa regulatory subunit B delta isoform-like. Lineage: Eukaryota; Metazoa; Echinodermata; Asteroidea; Valvatida; Asterinidae. The transcript has 9 exons. Gene Ontology annotation, biological process: peptidyl-serine dephosphorylation. The coding region runs from base 107 to 1543 and encodes 478 amino acids. The record is from RefSeq and is a predicted model, not a curated record. Gene Ontology annotation, cellular component: cytosol; protein phosphatase type 2A complex. Gene Ontology annotation, molecular function: protein binding; protein phosphatase regulator activity.